Molecule: messenger RNA, 3702 nt
Organism: Psilocybe cubensis
Lineage: Eukaryota; Fungi; Basidiomycota; Agaricomycetes; Agaricales; Agrocybaceae
Product: Putative oligopeptide transporter
Exons: 27
Coding region: 1-3702 (1233 amino acids)
Biological process (GO): regulation of store-operated calcium entry; carbohydrate metabolic process
Cellular component (GO): extracellular region; fungal-type vacuole membrane; endoplasmic reticulum membrane
Molecular function (GO): hydrolase activity, hydrolyzing O-glycosyl compounds; oligopeptide transmembrane transporter activity; cellulose binding
Source: RefSeq, a predicted model, not a curated record
AUGAAUUCUAUUAGAGCCUGGGUCAACUUUCUCAAACCCAGAGCGGGUGUUCCUACAAGCUCAGCACAACCCGAGUUCACUCUGCGAGCUGUCUGUUUAGGCCUUGCAAUCGGUUGCUUAAUAUGUUUUACCAACUUAAGUUUGGGACUUCAAUCAGGAUGGAUAUCUAUGAUGUCCAUCCAGUCCGCCCUGAUUGGUUUUCUCAUAUCCAGAACACUUCCUGUCCCGUUAACCCCACAAGAGAUUAUUGUGGUCCAAACAACUGCUGUCGCAACAGGAACUAUGCCUCUUGCUGCUGGAUUUGUGGGUAUACUGCCUGCUCUUACGUUGCUUAGCGAAGAGCGAGACGGCACUCCAGCUAUACACCUCACCUGGAUUGCUGCGAUAGGUUGGUCAUGCUCAGUGGCUUUUUUUGGAGUCUUCUUAUCCCCACCUAUACGUAAACAAGUUAUCAUCGAAGAACAACUACCCUUUCCUUCAGGAACUGCAACUGCACAUCUGAUAUCAGUUCUACACCAUCUUCCCCCACCAGAUACCACUAUACGUCACCGACAAGGGUAUCAACAAGUUGAGGAUGAAGAGGAGGUCACUGUAUCUGCUGAGAACCAACAAGAAUCAAUCACGGAAGAAGAAUCUGAAGAUGAAACUGAACGUGAUAUUGUAGAGCACCAAGGAUGGUCAAACCUUAUCUGGAGUUUUGCUGUUUCUGGUGGUUUAACUCUCGUCGCAUACUUUUUCCCUGUUCUGUUCGCCAUUCCAUUAUUCGGAAACUAUCUUGCAAAGGAAUGGCUAUGGUAUUUCACACCAAGUCUGUCUUACGUCGGACAAGGCGUGAUUAUGGGAUUUUCUACGACUAUCAGUAUGAAUUUGGGCAUGUUUGCAGGUUGGGCAAUUUUGUCUCCACUUUCCAAACUGUCUGGUUGGGCUCCAGGUCCUGUCGGGGACAUGGCCAGUGGUGCUCGAGGCUGGAUUCUAUGGAUAUCCCUCGGUAUUAUGUGCUCUGAUAGCCUGGUUUCUCUUCUUCCGGUUGUUUUUGAAUAUCUCGAAGAUGGUCUCCGCCACUGGAGAAGAGAUUAUUCUGUUGUAGAAGGCCUCGGCCAAAGUAAAAGUCACGAAACCGAGACUAAAGAACGACUUGUGCCCAAUAGCUGGGUUAUUAUUGGUCUUUUCCUUAGCGUUUUCAUCGGCACUAUCUUAGUAUGGAUCGUCUUUGGUAACGAAGGGAUCAAACCUUGGGCCACUCUGCUUGGUUUUAUUCUCGGGGGAAUGUUGAGCAUUAUCGGAGUUCGUGCUCUUGGCGAAACAGAUCUUAAUCCAGUGUCUGGUCUAGGAAAAGUCUCACAAUUGUUCUUCGCAUGGAUUCAGCCCGGUAACAUCGUUGCCAACAUAAUUGCUGGAGGUGUAGCUGAAGCUGGUGCACAACAGGCUGGUGACCUUAUGCAAGAUCUGAAGACAGGGCACCUAUGUCAAGCAUCUCCACGAGCACAAUUCUAUGGUCAGCUUAUAGGUUCUUCGGUGUCAAUUGUGGUCACUACUACAGCAUACACACUAUACAAUCGUGCCUAUGUAAUACCCGGGCCUUCUUUCCCUGCGCCAACAGCAUAUGUGUGGCUAAGCCUUGCGAGACUGCUUCGCGACGGUCAAUUACCGGAGAACAGUGCAAUGUUUAUGGUAGUGUUCUCUGCCGUCUUCGCUUUCAUUUCAGCUACGAAGACUUACGCCUCGAGGAGAAGUCUAUGUCAUCCUUUUAAACGAACGUCCAUGUCUAAAAUCGAACUAGCCAAAAUCAAAUCUCUAACGUUCUACAAUGACGCAGUCACUGCUGCCCGCCGUACUGCUCCUAUGCCGCAGCUAGUUUGCGUCGGCAAACCAUGUAGAGUUUUCCAACCCGAAGCGGUUAGAUGUGUUAACCUUGGAGGUUCUGGGACGGACGUCGACUGGAAGUGUGAAGCAGAUCUUCCAGACUCGUUACGGUUUGGCAAAGUGGAAGUUUCUUGUGAAGGAUGGUCAAAGCCUGGUGAUCCUUAUGUUUUGAAGGGAUCCUGUUCUUUAGAAUAUCGACUUGUUGAAGUUCCGAGGACACUACUCCGCGAUUCAGACUCUCCUCUUUUCAACCCAAGUUCAUAUGACUGGGCAAGCAUCUUCUUCUUCAUUUUAUGGCUUGCUUUCCUCGGGAUCAUCCUCUACAGCUUUAUCCUGUCAUGUUUCCGUAACAACACCACAACACGAGGGCCUCGUCCCACAGGUCACAAUCGACCAGGCGGAGGCGGCAGCAGUGGGUGGUUCCCAGGAGGAUACAACGACCAUUCAACCGAUCCUCCUCCUCCGUAUUCCAAAAACGCACAGCCUGAACCCCGGCAGGGUUGGCGACCUGGUUUCUUCACCGGCGCUUUAGUUGGCGGACUGGCAAAUCAUCUGUGGAAUCGACCGCGCAAUGAGCACGCGCGUCUUCUGAAGGGGGCGAGAGAAGGCAAACCCCCUCGGCUCGAAAUGAGGUCCUCGUUCACUGCGUUUGCAUCUUUGGCGCUCUUGUCGUCUGUGUCUCCCGUCCUGUCGGUCCCUGUCUAUGGCCAGUGUGGUGGACAAAACUACUCUGGCUCUACAGUUUGCGAUGACGGAUCAGUGUGCACUUACUCCAACCCAUGGUAUUCACAGUGUUUGCCCGGCAGCGCGACGACUCCGACACCCACCACGACAACUUCGACCACCAACAAUGGCGGCACACCCACCUCCACCGGCACAUCUCCAGGGAACUCCGUCUGCGCAGGCCCGCGCACCAAAUUCAAGUUCUUCGGUGUGAACCAGUCCGGUGCCGAGUUCGGAGAGUCCAUCUGGCCGGGUACCCUUGGAAAGGAGUACACAUGGCCCAGCCCGAGCUCCAUUGACUACUUUGUCGGCCAGGGAUUCAACACGUUCCGCGUGCCAUUCCUUCUCGAGCGCAUGAACCCCCCAGCGAACGGCAUUGCUGGCGCGUUCGACCAGAUGUACCUCAACGGUCUGAAGACGACCGUCAACUACAUCGUCGGCAAGGGUGCAUAUGCCGUCAUCGAACCCCAUAACUACAUGAGGUACAAUCAUGGUAUCAUCACGAGCGUCUCCGACUUCUCUACUUUCUGGAGGAACCUUGCCAAUGAAUUCAAAUCGAUCAGCAAUGUCAUCUUCGACGUAAUGAACGAACCCUACGGUAUCGAAGCUCAGACCGUCUUCAACCUGAACCAGGCCGCCGUCAACGCGAUCCGCGCCGCCGGUGCAACCCAACAGCUCAUCCUCGUCGAAGGAACCUCGUGGACGGGCGCCUGGACAUGGCAGUCCUCCGGCAACGCAGCCGUCUUCGGCGCGAUUAAGGACCCAAACAACAAUGUCGCGAUCCAGAUGCACCAGUACCUCGACUCAGACGGCUCCGGCACGUCGCCAAACUGCGUCUCGCCUACGGUCGGCGCGGAGCGCCUGCAGGUCGCGACGGAGUGGCUAAAGGCGAACAACCUGAAGGGCAUCCUCGGCGAGAUCGGCGCGGGCUCGAAUUCGCAGUGCAUCAGCGCGGUGCAGGGCGCGCUGUGCACGAUGCAGCAGUCUGGUGUGUGGAUCGGUGCGCUAUGGUGGGCUGCGGGACCUUGGUGGGGUAAUUACUUCCAAUCUAUCGAGCCGCCCAAUGGAGCUGCCAUUUCGCAGAUCCUCCCCCAGGCGCUCAAACCCUUCCUGUAA